Messenger RNA from Cavia porcellus (domestic guinea pig), 5503 nucleotides. RefSeq names its product collagen alpha-1(I) chain-like. Bases 1 to 993 code for a protein of 330 amino acids. The transcript is spliced from 3 exons. Lineage: Eukaryota; Metazoa; Chordata; Mammalia; Rodentia; Caviidae. The record is from RefSeq and is a predicted model, not a curated record.
AUGAUAUACCCAGAGUGCAACACAGGACUCUCCAGACACAAAGAGCUACAGCGAGGAGGAGGCGCCGCGCGGGUCGGCCCGGCCGGGACUCAGAGACUGGAGGCGAGGCGCGGCGGGAGGCCUGGCCUGGCCUGGGCCGGAUGGUGGAAGAAGAGGGGCGGCCAGCGGAGCCCGCCCGCGGCUAGGGACGCCGGCCCAAGGGGGCGGCGGGCGCGGAGCGGAGACCCGUGGCAGACGGAACGGGUCCCGGGAGGGACGCACGGGCACUCCGAGGGGCAGCAGGGCCCGACGGCGGGCCCGGGGAGAUUCGGGAGGCACGGACGGCCUUUCGGAGGGGCAGGAGCGCACGGGGGCGCCGGGGCCAGAAGCGGGCGGACUGGAGGGCUUCGCCCCCACCGUCCAACAGGGGACCGCGCGGCGGGACUUUUGCUGGCUGCAGCUCAGUUUCUCAUUUUCGGAAACGGGAACCGAAGCGGGGAGGGGGAAGGGAGGGCGCUGCGCCCUCGAGGCAGCCUGAUCCCGAGCCCGGCUCACUCACCUCCCGGCCAGGGCCGGGCGCCCAGGGGUCGCGGCGGCCGGGGUCUGGCUCCCCGCGCGGCUCCCCUCGCGCGCGAGCCGCGGUCGGCGUGGGCCUGUCCAGGACGGGCCAGCGGCCCGGACGUGCGGCCCGGGUCUCGGCGCAGCGGCAGAACUCGGGGGUCCGCAGGGGAUCGGAGCUGCGGCCACCUCCCGCUCCCGCGCCGCAGCACACGGAAGUGCGAGGGGGCGGGGCGGGGCGGGGCGACCUCACCCAGGUGCCGAUUGGCCCCGCCCCCGAGGCCCGGCCCCGCCCCGCAGCUGGGGUGGGGGAUCCUGGAGUCUCGGUUGCCCUCUGCGCUGGUCACUAGGUCGCUUCUCUGUUCUGCUCUCUCCGGAACUGUUCCCACACACACCCUUACAAAGGAGCGCAAACCAGCCUUGGAGGGAACCCUGUUUUACAGAGUAGGACUCUGAGGCCGGGGUGGGGGUAGGGGUAGGGAUGCAUCCCCACCCUAGCGCCCUAGAGGCGCUGGCGGGGGUUCCCCGGCUCCUUACACCCACGCCUGGGACUCCCCACCGGCCAGCUGGCCGGCCUAGCCUGGUCUCACUCCCUCGCUUCCUGUUGGCUGGAGCGCAGACAGGGCCAGGCUCGCUGCCCGCCGCCACUCUUGCUGGUCCCUGCCCUGCCCAGUGACAUAGCUGGCAAUACUCCAGGGCUAGAAGCUCUAAUUGAGCUGCUGCAGCACUGUUUCUCAAGCAGUCCAAAUCCCAAGCACCAACUGGAAUCUAAGUGGUGUAUUGCCCUACCCCCUAAAGCUCAGAAAGCAAGGCCUUUCUACUUAUCCAAAGAAAUCACACUUGCCAGAAGACAAGAAGAAGGGUUCUAGAUCCCUGGCCUCAUGCGGGAGGCCUAAGGGAUGGGAGAGGGGCAGAACCCCUGAGUUGACCUGAACUGAGCCAGACAGGCCAUGACUUUGGUCUUCUCAAGCCACAGACAGUGGAAAGGUUACUGUCUUGGUCCAGCAAAGUCAGGGAAGACUUGAGCAUGCCCAUUUCAUGCAUGCACUACCGAGGUCCUGGCUAUGAGAGUCAUCCAUGGCACUGCAGCCUGCUCGCCAGCUGGGAAACUGAGAAGACUGGGAAGACGGGGCUGGAUGUGGAAUGAGAGAUAGGCAAUAAACCUAGAAAAGACACAUUGAUUGUUAUGAUAAGAACUAUAAUAUUUGUUAAAUAAGGAAGAUAGUGGAAAGAAGGGUUUACAGAAGACAUUGGAAAUCCCCCAGAAAUGCAAAGAUUAUUUCAUCUCCCCGGAUAGACCUACCUUCCCCAUUCUCACUACAUGUUAGAAAUUGUUCUUGCAGCACAGUCAGGCAGACUUUCUGAAGGAGGUGGCUAUGGAGCCCACAGAGACUGAGCAGAGCAGCUUGGAGCCCAGGACCACUUAAUCCUUGCGUUUGGAACUGGGAAGGGGAGAUCCAAGGUCCCUGACACAGACUUUGCCCAGUCUGCCAACAUCUCUUGGCAGGGCUGUGCGCAGGGGCAGUGGGCUGUGCCAGAGAAGUGGUAGGGCCAGUUAAACCAGCAGAACCUGAGUGCAGUACCAUGCAGCCAGCCACCUCGCCCCAAGUCCUCCGAGAUGUGAGAGGUCCAGGGCCACAAGGACAUUUGUGCUAAGCCACCCUGCCGGCUGCCUGCUGCCAUCAAGGCUUGCCCUUUGCUCAAGCUGUUCUUUGCCCCUGAAAUGCCUUUCAUCAAACUCUUAGCACCUAAACUCACCAAACAAAUUCCUGCAGGGAACCUGUGCUUCCCAGGAGCUCCAGCUCCCACUGUGCAGGGUUCUCUAAAGUAUGACUUGCAGAUAGUGCCUCAGACUGAGAACAGCUAGCAUGCAGCCUCUAUGCUGACUGGAAUGUGCCUGAAGCAAGUGCCAACUGCCUGUGCCUCAGCUUCCCCACCUGUAAAAUCCCUACCCCCUGGGUUGCCCUAAGGCUAGAGGAACAUGCUGGGCACAUAGGACACUAGUCUCCAUUCUCUCCUGACAGCGAGCUCCACUAAUGGUUAGCAGCUUUGGCAGGCAGAGGCAGAGGUUGCCAGGGAAGGACUCUCCUCAAGGAGGAAGUUUGCCCUCAGGGUGCUGCCCACAUCACCACCUUCACAUGUCUGGGCUCUGCCUCUGCCCACAUGCUUCUGUGGGCACAGGCUAUGGCUACUGUGGCCAUGGUGCCUAGGCAAAUGGCCAGAGUGCUGGGCUGGCCAAAAAGGAGAAAUGGUUUGCCUUAGGGCCAGAAAUACAGCCAGUUCCCAGGCCAGCCCCUCUGGGCCUGUAGGUGCAAGGCAAUCAGCCAGGAAAGUAUGGGGUAGGGAGGAGGCUAUAAUAUCUGCAUAAGGGUUAGAACUUGGAUCAAAGGCUUGGGGCUCAGGUGGGCCCAUGUAGAGUUGGGUCUUAGCCAACUUGUGACAUCCUGCCAUGGAAGCUUCCCCAGAAUGGGCUCUGGAACUGAGGCCCUGGCUGCAGGUACCAGACCAAAGAUCACAGGAGUCUUCAGGCACAGAGGAAAUCUAAGAUCUGUUUUGGGACAUUGUGAAAAAGGUAAACUAGCCUUUUAACUUGUCCUCAGGUUUCAGAUCAAGCAUGCCUGAGGAGUUCAUGCUGAUGUCUGCCUUAGCUCCCUGAUGGUGACAGAUGGCCCUGCUGGUCUCUCAUCUGAGUACAAGAUGGCCACCCUGUGUGUGGGUUGCUCCUUUCUCUGGGACGCAACUCUGGAGGCUGUGAGAGUGAGGAGGGAACCUAAAGGCAGCAUCUAUGGGUUUGAGCUGUGGGCUGUAGCAGUUGCAAUGGAAGGGUGCUACAAAGCCUGACUUUAGGUUCCUGAGGGUGCAGCAAGGUACCAGCUGGAGUGUACGCCUGACAGGGUGGCAGGUACUUGCAAGGCAGAGAGCAGCAGAAGUGAUCUGUCAUUCCAGUUCCUGAAGCCCCCACCUUUCAUACCACUCACACCAAGCCACUAAAAUCCAGAAGAGGAGGCCGCAAGGAAGCUUCCCCUGGGGCUAUCAAGAAGGCAGACAGCUGUCCAGCCACCGCCAGGGAGAGGGGGAGGGCUGAGUGAGGUUCACCGCUUAGCUGCAGCACAAAGGAAGUCUAAGGAAACCUUACCUCGGGGCUGGGGAUUUAGCUCAGCGACAUAAGUGCCUGCCCUGCAAGUAGGCAGUCAUGAGUUCGAUCCCUGGUACAGAUAAAAACGAAAAAGACAAAAAAAAAAAAAAAAAAAAAAAGAAACCUUACCUCAGGUAGAAGUCUUCCUCUGAGACAGGUAGGUUGUUCCAGUCCCAGGCUGGUUCCCGAAAGCCCUUCCUGGGCAGCCUCUGCCCCAGCCCAUGUUCAACCUCACCCCCUACAGUGGUCCCUGCCUCAGUCAGGCUCCAGCUCAUUGUGAAAGCUUGUAUGGAUCUCUGUCGCCUUGCUGCCUUGCCCUCCUCACCCUGAGUUUUCCAUUCAUUCAUUUGACUCCAUUGCUGCCCUGCUGGCCUCAGCUGCCAGAGUCUCUUGUCUGACCCUAUACAGCUCCCUCCAGGCAGCAUACCACUUCCCCACUCCUUACAGUUCUUUAUUGUCAGGUCUGCCAUGCUAUCCUCAAGUGUCAAAAACUGCUCCCUCCCCAACCUUGAGGCUGACCAUGAAUCUCUCAGGAUAAAGGCCAGAGGCUGGUAGUGGCACCAGCCCUGGCCUUCCCUCCCCUGCCAGCCUCUGAGCUCCAUCUAGAGGAGCUCCCUGCAGUCCCUGGAAGAUGGUACUCUGCAGUGCUUUCCCUCUGGGGCUUUGAGACUGAUUGAUACAUCAUGCCUAGAUAAUAUCUCCCUUGUCUUCUAGUGAGUCCUAGCUUAUCCAAGAAGGUAUGCCCUCCAUCCCACCGACAGUCCAAGGGCUCCUCACUUCCUCUGCCUCCUCACCUGUCCCUGUCCAGCCAUAAGGCUCCAGCCUAAUGCUCUACCUCAGCCUAGGUCUCUGAGGAAUCAAGAACACUGAGGACCAGGAAGAAGUGAGGACAGAGGAUGACCCGGGGAUCUUGGGAUGCUUUCGACAGCUCUUCCUGCUCUGAAUGUCUUGCUGGGAACUGGUACCACUGACAGUCCCCUAAGUUGCCUCACCUUGGGUUUCCUGGACUGUCAGCUCUUCCUCUGUCUGGGCCCCUGACUAUGUCCAUCUCUGAAGGAAACUUAGCAGUUGAGGGAUAGGCCCUGCUCCCUGGGCCUUGUCUGAUGGGGGUCCAGGUGGAUGUUGGUUGAAGCUUCUAGGAGAAGGGCCAACCAGUGACACUCCUGUUGAAUUGGGGAGAACCUGAAGACAUUUAAUGAGUGUGUGUGUUGGGGAAGUAGGUUGUGGCAGAAUCGAGGACCCAUGUGGACAUGCAAGCAGAGAUGCCAGGCAAGGGAUCACCAGGCUGGACUUUGCCCUGCCAUGCUCUGACUUGCUGCAGGAUCCUGGGAGGUCCCUGUCCCACUAGGCCUCCAUGGCUCUGCUACACAAGGGAAGUGAGUAACAACAGAUAGUAGAUUAUCACAAGGAUGAUCCUGGCUGCCCCUAGGGACAGGCUGAGCAGUUAAGAACAGCCUUGAGUUUGAUGCUCUAGGCAACCUGUAAAAUAAGAGCAGCCUCCAUUUAUAAAUGAGGCUCACAGAGGUGAACUCAAGGCUCUCUGCAGUUCAGGUGCCAGGGCUAGGCCCUCAGUCUGUGAGAGGCUACACUUCCAGGCUUUCAGAAAGAAUGCCUUGUGGCUUCAGAGUCAGGCGGCGCCUAGGCUGUAGACCUUCUUCCUGGCUCAGCCCUCACCAGCUGUGUGACCUCAGACAGGAAGCUCAGCUUCCCUGAAAGAUGAUGAGAGGAUAAAGAGUGGUCAUGAGGACUAAAUGAGAGAAUGAGGAGAAAGAAGGUUACUGCCUUGUCAUGCCACAGCUACCUCUUUCCAGUCGACAUCCGAGGGUCUGA